Molecule: messenger RNA, 1180 nt
Organism: Branchiostoma belcheri (Belcher's lancelet)
Lineage: Eukaryota; Metazoa; Chordata; Leptocardii; Amphioxiformes; Branchiostomatidae
Exons: 4
Coding region: 22-456 (144 amino acids)
Source: RefSeq, a predicted model, not a curated record
UAUUUUUCUGCAAGUCAGUACAUGGAUCCAUUGUCAACCGCCCCAGAAGGAAAAGAGUCCGCGAUUCAUCCACAUACAGCAGGCAUGAUUGGCCUGGGUGCAGUUUCAGCCCUUCUCCUGAUCGCACUUGUUACUGCAGUAGCUGGCCUUAUUGUGCUAAAACGAAGAAAUGCCAGCUCAAAAUCAAACCGUGAGUCUAACGGCACAACCGUUCAAAAUGACGCGUUUGACGACACGUACUACACAGACACCAGAACAAACCGGACAAGUCAGGACGGGACUUACUGUGACAUCAUGGACGGCCGCGGCACCAAACGUCGUGGUGAAGCUGACGGGACCGGACAAGACAGAGAGUACGACAUGCCUGAUGUCAGCCGCGAGGAGGGCGCCUACCAGACCCUGGACCCUCGCACACUGGAGAUGGGAAACAAUGAAUAUGAGACACUUAGAAAGUAGUGGGUCAUUGAGUAGCCUCAGAUGCCGUAGAACCAUUGAGGAAGUCAGUUCAAUGUUUUCUAUAUUAAUAUCUUUAUAUAUUUUGAUGUUGAACUCUCUUGCUGUUAAACAAAUGGUACAACAAGUAGGCUGACAAUGUAUUUAAAGCCCUGAUAACUGACAUACUGCGACAAGAAAGUGCAUCCUACAUACGGUCUGUAAAAGACACCACCAAACGGUUGAAAUUACAAUUGCAUGAAAAACCGCAUCCAGCAGGGGCAGAAAAACUUAAGACCGCUAGGGGUCCCCACUGGCACGUGUAGAUGAUGCUGAAAACUAAAUACAUACAUUGUGGGAUAUUAUAUUUUCAUUAGGCUUCGAGAAGGUUUAUGUAGAUUGUUUUGAUAUUUGGUAAUUGUGGGUAGGUCUUGAUAAGACCUCAAAAUGCCGCAAUGCAUAAUCAGCCUUUUUAGGUUUGUAUCAUGGAGAGUCAGGUGAAUCUAUUCACCGUUAAACUAUCAUCUGUGUAAUAAAACACGGUGUCCAGCCAGUACAAGUGAACCGUAAUACGUGGUCAUUGCUUUUCAGCAUUCUGCACCUUGCUAUUUCAAUUUUGCAUAAUUCAAAGUCGAACAACUCUGAUUUAAUAUCAAAUGUAAUGUACGUGAAACCAGCCUGAACAAAAUUGUAAAUUGCAGUUGCUUCAUUGCAGGAUUUAAUGUGCAAAGUGUGAUCGGGACCUCCC